UCCACCCCACCACCACCAACCCAACUCCUCUUCCACCACAACGCCUCCCUCGCAACCCACACAACAACCCUCCUCACCAUCACCCCCUUUUCCUCCCUCCCCGCCCCUGACCAAUCCCUCUUCAAAUCCCCCCCAACCAACGCCUUCGUCCUCACCUUCCCCUCAACAAUCUUCCACCCGCAGGGAGGUGGCCAGCCCUCAGACGAAGGCCACAUAACCCUCACCUCACCCCCCUCGGUAGCCUUCUCCGUCAUCUCCGCCCGCCAUUCAAUCACCAACCCCUCACAAGUCCUCCACCUAGGCUUUUUUGCCCCUUCUGUCCCCCCACCUGAUGAACAGCCACUAUUCACCCCAGGAGACCAAAUCACCCAAACCAUCAACGCCAACCUAAGAAACUACCACUCCCGCCUCCACACAGCCGGUCACGUCCUCGGCUCCGCAGUCCGGCACCUCCUCGAGUCCCAAAUCGAAGACUUUGACGAGCUAAAGGCUUCGCAUUUCCCAGACUCGGCAGCGUGUGAGUUUAGGGGGUUGAUAGACUCUAAAUGGAAGGAGCCGAUCCAGGAGAAAGUCAAUGAGCUUUUGGCCGCGAAGAUGCCGGUUGAGGUUGAGUGGUGGGAUGAGGAGGAUUUCAGACGGGAGGGGUUGGAGAGGUUGAUACCCCGGGGGAAAAAUGGGGAGCUGGUAAAGCCGGAGAACACGGACGGGGGGAGGUGGAGGGUUGUGAGGAUUGUUGGGGCGGAGGUGUAUCCCUGUGGGGGGACUCAUGUGGAAAGGACGGACCUGUGCGGGGAGGUGAGGGUGAGGAAGGUGGGGAGGGGGAAGGGGUGUUCGAGGGUUGGGUAUGGGGUUGUUCCGGGGUUGGAGGGGUGA
This is a messenger RNA of Podospora anserina S mat+, 873 nucleotides long. RefSeq lists its product as uncharacterized. The transcript has a single exon. Lineage: Eukaryota; Fungi; Ascomycota; Sordariomycetes; Sordariales; Podosporaceae. The record is from RefSeq and is a predicted model, not a curated record. The annotation marks the transcript as partial. Gene Ontology annotation, molecular function: aminoacyl-tRNA ligase activity; ATP binding; Ser-tRNA(Ala) deacylase activity. Gene Ontology annotation, biological process: regulation of translational fidelity; tRNA aminoacylation.